Caenorhabditis remanei is the source of this 1050-nucleotide messenger RNA. RefSeq lists its product as uncharacterized. Gene Ontology annotation, molecular function: G protein-coupled olfactory receptor activity. The record is from RefSeq and is a predicted model, not a curated record. The transcript is spliced from 7 exons. Bases 1 to 1050 code for a protein of 349 amino acids. Gene Ontology annotation, biological process: G protein-coupled receptor signaling pathway; olfactory behavior. Lineage: Eukaryota; Metazoa; Nematoda; Chromadorea; Rhabditida; Rhabditidae.
AUGAUAUUUUGGGCUCCAUUUCUACGUUUCGUUCAGCAAACGUCAGCAAUUAUAGCGUUCUUUACAAACGCUCUGUUGAUCUGGUUGAUUGUCAAUAAGUCUCCAAAAGCAAUGUUUUCAUACAAACACAUUAUGGUUUUUACGUCGGUUUUUGAGAUAUUCUAUGCCAUGAUUGACUUGUUGAUUGGACCGGAGCUAAUAACAAAAAGUACAUAUUGGAUUGCUGAAACCGAUUCUACGAAAACAUGGUUACCUCUGUCUAUUGUCUAUCCACUUUUGCUUGCCUGGGGAGGGUCAUUCGGAAUCGCUUUAGCUAGCUUCAUUGUCCAUUUCAUGUUCCGGUAUUUCACACUUGUCGGAAACAAGAAGUUGGUUUCCGGAAAGAGUUUCAUGUUAUACAUCUGGCUGAGUAUUCCCAUUAUUUCCGGUAUCAUGUACGCUGUGUUGACUCAUAUAUUUCUACAAGAAAAUGAAUUAAUGGACACUCUGAUAAGCACAGAAAUAAAGUCACUCCGAUAUGUUCAUAAAAACGAGAUGUUGUAUUAUGGAUUCAGUUUGUAUGCGACACUUCCAAAUGUAGAAAUUCAAGAGAUACAUUGGAAACAUGUCAAUGGAAUUUCAUUUAUUGGGACUUGUAUUACAUUCUCAUUCUUUGCAAUGACAUUUUUUGCGGUCAAAGGGUACUCGGCAAUUAAAAAACUCAACGAUUCGAAUACAAACUCUUCAUCUCUUUCAAAAGCCCUUCAAUCCCAACUAUUCAAUUCUUUGGUCAUACAAACUGCGAUUCCAGUCAUUUUAAUUCAUGUACCAUCUACAAUGAUUCUCAUCUGCUCUUUCAUGAACACAACUGAAGAAGUGUACGGACAUGUUUUCACUGUGGCAGUCUCUUUGUUUCCGGUUAUUGACCCGUUGCCAAGUAUGAUUAUUAUUCAACCAUACCGCAGAGCUAUUAAAACGUGCUUCAGACCCGAAGCCUCAACUCAAAACUCAGCUGUAAUGAGAGUAAAUCCCAAGUCUCUCAAUAUCACGUCAAGAGUUGUUACUUUCUAA